Messenger RNA from Helianthus annuus (common sunflower), 975 nucleotides. RefSeq lists its product as uncharacterized. Bases 1 to 975 code for a protein of 324 amino acids. Lineage: Eukaryota; Viridiplantae; Streptophyta; Magnoliopsida; Asterales; Asteraceae. The record is from RefSeq and is a predicted model, not a curated record. Gene Ontology annotation, molecular function: nucleic acid binding; zinc ion binding. The transcript is spliced from 2 exons.
AUGAACAACAACAACAACAACGUCCCUAUUGAAACUCUGAUUGCUAAUGCUGUCAAUACAGCUAUUGCGGGUUUAGUUCCCAACCUCCUACAACAGUUGCAGCAGAACAACAACAAUGUACAACCACCUGGGGGAAACAAUAAUGGUAACAAUAACGCUCCUGUUACUAUCCUUGAUUGGCUUAAGCGCUUCAGAAAGGAAAAGCUAAAAUCGUUUAGUACUGCUGCUACACCAGUUGAGGCGGAAAACUGGAUUGCUUAUAUCGAGAAGUUGUUCGAAGUGAUGGGCGUGGGUGAUGAGUUCAAAGUUAGGCUCGCUAGUUAUAAACUAGAGGACGAUGCUCAUAGGUGGUGGAAGACCUUGAAAGAAGCUCGUGGAGGAGAUCAGUAUGCAGCAAGACUUCCUUGGGCUGAAUUUCGCACUUUGUUUUAUCAGCAGUACUUCACUGACGCUGAUAGAAGUGAGUAUCUGAGAGAGUAUGCUUCUAUCAGGCAGGGAGAUGAUGAGCCUAUUAUGGAGUUCAAGGCUCAUUUUAGUCAUUUGGUUAAUUUUCUGGGCCCUGCAGCAGUUGAUGCUGUCAAGAAUUUGGAUAAUGAGAAGAAGCAACGAGAGAAGAAAUCGGAUGGUAAUCGCAAACGGUCUAGGGAAAGCGACCAGAAUAAUUCUGACAAUCGGGGUGGCAAUGAUCAGUCCCAAGAUCGAAGGGAUUAUUCUGACAGGUACUACAACAAUAAGUCGCGAUAUGAAAGAAAUCGAUAUCAGAAUCACAGGUCUGCUCAGAAUUCGAAGCAACAUAAUCAGGCCUCUAGAGCAAAGCCGCAGUAUCAGCAAAACCCGAAUCAGAACCGUGAUAAUAUUCCUUCUUGUACUCAUUGUGGGAAACGUCAUGGUGGUGCAUGUCGCCUUGCUGAAGGCCGUUGUUUCAGAUGUGGAGAUUCAAACCACUUGAUUAAGGAUUGCACUCGGCCUGAGUAG